GGCACUGACAUUCAUGUUCUAAUUUUGAUGAUAAUAUAGAAAUUGUAAAAAAUAUGAUGAUAUCCUGUAAUUAAAGUAUUGAGUGAUGUUUUUUUGAUAUUUGUUGCAUAAAGUCGAUGAGAUUCUAUUUAUUUAACUGUAGUGUUAAAGUUCACGCUUAAAAUAAACCAGAUAAAGCAAAAAUUAACAAAUGGCUACGGCUCUAGAGAAAAUUGAAAAAAUAGAGAAUAUUCGUGAUGAUGGGGCUUCCACGAGACUUUCCGAUGUGACAGCAACCCCCAGGGAGUCGGAAUCAACGAUGGAAAAUGCCAAAAGUGUAGCCGACAAGAGCGCUGUUAGUGAAUCGGCAUUGGAAGGCACGCGUGGUAGUACCGUAAACAGCUCCAUUUCUAGAGGUACUAAAUCCGCUGAUAAGGAGAAGAAAAUUGGCCAUCGGCGUGUUGGAGAAGAUGGAGAGAUUACCUAUAAAAAGAUCCAAACGAGUACCAUUAUGGGCUCAAUUCAAUUAGGUAUUCAACAUACGGUCGGAAGUUUGGCUUCAAAACCCAAACGUGAUUUACUGAUGAUGGACUUUUGGGAAAUGGAGACAAUUUCAUUUCCACCGGAAGGAUCCAGCAUGACACCGGCACAUCAUUAUAGUGAAUUCAGAUUUAAGAUAUAUGCUCCGAUUGCAUUUCGAUAUUUUCGUGAUUUGUUCGGAAUUCAGCCUGAUGAUUUUAUGAUGUCGAUGUGUUCAUCCCCAUUGAGGGAACUUUCCAAUCCUGGUGCGUCUGGAUCCAUCUUUUAUCUAACUGAUGAUGAUGAGUUUAUCAUCAAAACUGUCCAACAUAAAGAAGGAGAGUUCUUGCAGAAACUUUUGCCGGGUUAUUAUAUGAAUCUUAAUCAAAAUCCCCGAACACUUUUGCCAAAGUUCUUCGGUUUGUAUUGUUACCAAUGCAAUAGUAAAAAUGUCCGUCUCAUAGCAAUGAACAACUUGUUGCCAUCGUUUAUUAAAAUGCAUUUAAAGUAUGACUUAAAAGGCUCUACAUAUAAACGAAAGGCUAACAAGUCGGAAAGACAAAAGAAGUCGCCGACUUAUAAGGAUUUAGAUUUCAUGGAACAUCAUCCAAAUGGAAUAAGUUUAGAAGCAGAUACGUAUUCAGCACUAAUUAAGACAAUACAAAGAGAUUGUCGUGUGCUUGAGUCAUUCAAAAUCAUGGACUAUUCUUUACUUGUUGGAAUUCACAACAUGGACUUGGCUCAAAAAGAGAAGCAAGAAGAGAAAUCAAGAAAUCCAAGAAGCGAUUCGAAUCGUGAUGAUUCGGAUAUGGAAGAUGCUCCUGAAGCUGAUCAAGCAAUGCAUGAAGAGAGAACUGGUGGUCUUGCACUUAAUCGUACGAGUGCUCUUCACAGAUCUAUAAAUCGUCAACGGUUAGUUGCUCAUUCCACUGCUAUGGAAAGUAUCCAAGCAGAGAGUGAACCAAUUGAUGAAGAGGAAGAUGUUCCUCCUGGUGGCAUUCCAGCACGUAACGACAAGGGCGAACGUUUGCUCCUUUUCAUUGGUAUUAUCGAUAUUUUACAAUCUUAUCGAUUGAAAAAGAAAUUGGAGCAUACUUUUAAGAGUAUCAUUCAUGAUGGUGAUACUGUGUCCGUUCAUCGUCCUUCAUUUUAUGCUCAACGCUUUCAAGAUUUCAUGGCAAAGACUGUUUUCAGGAAAAUUCCAUCGCUGGAUCUUCCUGAAAUCAAAGGGCAACAUCGUAAAUUUCGUACUUUGGUGACUAGCUACAUAGCUCUCAAGCAUUCACCAUCGAAAAGAAAAAGUUUAUCGAGGGUUGCUCACCAGAGAUCAACAGAAUCAGAAGCUGAUAGUCAUGCAGCAAGCAGCUCGCACUAUCACCAUCAUCAGCCUCACAGCAGCUCUUCAAAGACAGGAUCUGGAUCGGUCAACAUGCAGUUGAUAAGGGCAAUCAAUAAGAGUAACAAGAGCAAUAAUAACAAUAAUCAGAUGUCAUCCGUAAAUACUAACAAGGUUGUAAUUAUUGCACCAAAUGCUUCACAAUCAUCGAUGAAUCCAACAAAUCAUUCGGGCAAUAACAUCAGUAACUUGGGAUCAACACAAGCUCCAGUCAGUCCAAGUAUUGCAAUUCCAGCACUCAAGAAACGAACUUCAAUUGUAAAACAAUCAGUGCCGCCCCCAGUACCACCUCGUGGAUCACCGCGCUCUAAAAGUAAUUUAAUUGGUCAAUCAUGUGGUCGAAAAAAACAAUUAAAAUCUAAAGAAACAACAAUCAAUGUUGAACGAUUAAAAAGUUUGUCAUGUCUCGAACAAAGUGGUUGUCAGAAAGUCAAAAAAUGGCUUGAAAGUGUUGAAGUUCCAUCCACAAGCAGUGAAAUUACUGAGAUUUCAAUUUCUGAUAAUAUCGAAUUUAGAAGCGUGAAGAAAUUGGCUGAAAAGUUUGCAACGCUUGACCAUAAAAAAAUUAAAAAAUCGCCAAGUUUCAGACGAAGAGUGUUCGAUUCGAGUUUAGUUAGAUCUCGAAUUGAAAACUAUAAUUCACUCGACAGCAGCAAAUUAAAUAGUGCAGCAUUUAAAUCGUCUGAUGCUGGCACUGCUACAGAUUCAGGAAUUGAUAUUCCAGCUCGUCCAUUCACUCAACAUAGACAAGCAUUAAAUACGAUGAAUCGAUUCAGUCGUGACGGCUCCGCACCGUCAUGUUCAUCAACUCCACCGCCAGCAUUUGAUGACAUAAGUGAACCAAGCGAGCACAGUGGCUAUAACAAUCAAUCGAGAAAUUUAAGCAAUGAUUAUAGAAGUUCAAGUGAUAAACGACUAAAUUCACCUCGAAGCACGUCAAGCUAUCGAGAUGAUUCCGUUAGUAUAUCAGACAUUCGAUUAGAAACUCAUUUAGCUAAGGAUUCGACAUCAUCAAAUAAUAGCAAUUAUGGAUCGCGUGGUGCAUUAGCUUGGACGCCUCCAGCUUCGAUGGAAGGCUCGACUCCCACAUGGACCGAAGGAACACCGAGCUUUACAGACUCAAGCUCAAGUGAGAACGGAGAAAUUGAAUUUUCUGGCUCAUCAUCGCCUCUCAAUCAUUCUUCGAUGUCGGAUAAGCACAAGCCAACUGUAGAAAAAGCCCUCAACUCCCUCACGUCGGAAAUGGUGAGAGUUUGUUAUACCGAAUCAAAGAGUAUUCGAAUAUCUUACAAGUCACAAGACUUAUAAGCACAUCUAGAGAAAAAUUUACUAUUUUCGCUUUUUUGAUUUCGGGAAUCGUCUGUAUGUAAGACUUGUGGUUUUUAAUUACAUAUUUAAGAUACAAAAUGCAAUUAUUAUUUUGAAAUUUAUUUGCUAUGAUUUAAGAACUUCAAUUAUCUAUUUAGUUCAAUUUAAAGAAUGAUUGAAGAGAAUCGCGUGAGUGCUUUAUUUUGUAUUUGAAUCUUUCUUGAACAAAUAUCAAUCAUUUAUUUGAAACAGGGAACGUAACUAGAUCCAAUUUUCCAUACAUUUCUUACGUGUCGGUUCCGGUUCUUGUACUGAAAAUUGGAACGGGUUCCAAUCCCUGGUUUGAAAAUCAUUGAAGAAAGUAAAAAAUCUUUAGAAUCUGCUUAUUCAUGAGUUCUACUUAUGAUUCUAAAUUCAAUCAUCACUUCAAUAAAGUCCUAUCGGCUAUUAAGCUGAACAAAAACACAAAAAAAAGGAACUGAAUUUCACUGAGUAACGUUUGAUCUUUUUUUAAUGAUUGUCAUUCGAGUGAAUCGUAAACAAAGUUAUCUAAUUGAUAUGCGACACUUAAAGUGUGAUACUUUCUUUAUUAUUAUUAUUUUCCAUCGAUAUUUAAUGUUCCUUCGACAAAUGAAAUAUUUUAUUAACGUCAUGGACCGAACUUUCGCAAUUUGGUUUUUAUGUUUCUCAUCUUUUGUGAUUAUUAAAUAAAAUACGAUGAAAGAAACAGGCAAUUUUUAUGAAGGAUGAAGGAUCAUUAUAAGACUUCUUUAAAAUGAAUUGGGUUGGAAAACUUUUUUUUAAGUUCUUUUAAAUGAGACUUCUUUCUGUUAGCGGUUUCCUUUCGAAUUUUAUUCCUUCACAUCAAAAGCUGUAAAGCUCUAGUUCUAUAUGAAAAGCUCAAGAGAACAUUUGUUUAAAUAGUCGCAAAGAAACUCUUCAAAAAAAAGGGAUUAGAGAGUUAUUUGUUUACAGAAUUCCUAAGCGAUAACUUUCAUAAGGAACAGAAAUGAGUCGUAAAAAUUCAAAGCUUUCGUGAGCGUAAAAUUAGCAUCAUCUGGAACUGAUCUGACC
Clunio marinus is the source of this 4276-nucleotide messenger RNA. The record is from the annotation of a GenBank genome assembly. Lineage: Eukaryota; Metazoa; Arthropoda; Insecta; Diptera; Chironomidae.